GAAACUAAAAAUAAUAAUAAUUUGUUAUUUUUUAUGUUUUACCUGAAAAAUGGCCACGAAGCUAAAUGUAAACAUCCGCACAGUGCUGAGCAACUGCGAGGAGCUGGCCAAGAGCGAGGAGAACUUCUGGCGCCUGCAGAAGUUCAUCAAAGCGCUGGACAUAAUGGUGGCCGAACUGCAGGCAAUGGACGACCCGCGGAGUGUGCCCAGGAUCUCCGGGUACAUAGAGCGCCUGCAGGCCCUCAAGCUGACCACCGGCUACACGGGAAGCACAAAAAUACAAAUGAAUGCCAGUGAGGCGGGGGAAGUGUCCCUGAAGGAGAUGCAGCAGAUCGAGAGCACAAAAAACUACAACGAUAUGCGGAAGGAUCUGCUGGCGGUAGAUGGCGAUGCCCUGCGACGCCGACGUGGCGCUGACGAGGAUGCCAGCGGCAGUGGCAGUCCCAGCGGCAGCUCCAACAACCCGGCCACUGAGGGCGACAACAUGAACGAGGCUGUCAAGUAUUACAAUCAGAAGCAGGAGAAGAUCACGGAGCACAUGCUCUCGCUGACGCGCAACCUCAAGGAGCAGACAAUGACGGCCAAUCGGAUUAUAAAACGUGACACCGAAAUGGUGACCCAAUCCGCUGGCAUGGCCGAUCGCAACAUCAAUUCCCUCGGCAAGGAGGCCGAAAAACUCGAGCAGCACUCGCGCAGUGCCUACAAAUGCUGGGCCUGGAUGUUGUUUGUCUUUGUAUUUUGUACAUUUGUUGGCAUGGUGUUCUUUAUGAAAAUCAUGAAGAAAAAGAAGACGUAGACUGCUUCCUAGACCCAAACCUCAAGUCUCAAGAAGCUCUUGCCUGUCUGUCUUUAUAUCAAUAUGGAAAAAGCUUUAGUUCGUUCAUUCCCCGAGCUCUACAAGAGUUCAAAAGGUUAUCCGCGUCCCAGAGUGUGUUACCCCCAAAUGUUUACAGAUCCACAUUAAACGAUCGAAAGCCGCCAA
This is a messenger RNA of Drosophila subobscura, 982 nucleotides long. RefSeq names its product vesicle transport protein USE1 (gene Use1). Gene Ontology annotation, molecular function: SNAP receptor activity. Gene Ontology annotation, biological process: retrograde vesicle-mediated transport, Golgi to endoplasmic reticulum. Gene Ontology annotation, cellular component: SNARE complex; endoplasmic reticulum. The coding region runs from base 50 to 796 and encodes 248 amino acids. The record is from RefSeq and is a predicted model, not a curated record. The transcript has 3 exons. Lineage: Eukaryota; Metazoa; Arthropoda; Insecta; Diptera; Drosophilidae.